GGAGGCGGAGACCAAAGGGGACGAUCGCUCGCUCGCUCGGUCUGUCGGCGGCCCGUUCGCUCUCUCGCUCGCUCGGGGGAGGAGGAGGGGGCGGCCGGGGAAGAAGGAGCCCACCGUCCCGGGGAGAGACGAGGCGGCCGAGAGAAAGAGCGAGGCCCCCGCCUCACAACGCCUCAGCAGCAGCAGGUAACACUAUGAUUCUGGUUCGUUUCCAGGACGAUGGAAUCUGUCCCCCUUCAUUAACUUCAUUAAAGAGUUUUCCAGCGGUACAAAACUGGAAAUCCUUUUGACUGAAUGGAUUUCAAAAGUAGCUCUCUGCUUCUAGCCAAAAAAAGGGUCAACCACAUCAAAAUGAAGCAAGUACCAGAGAUCCUUGGAAAUCCUACAGGGAAAACACAGAACUGUGAAGUGAAUCGUGAGUGUUCUGUUUACCUGGGCAAAACACACCUUUCUGCUACACUACAGGAGGACGUUAUGCCGAAAUAUAAUGGCCACGAUGCUCUCCCAUUUAUUCCUGCGGACAAACUGAAAGAUCUCACUUCUCGUGUGUUUAAUGGAGAAUCGGCAACACAAGACACCAAGCUGCGCUUUGAGUCUGAGGAUAUAAAAGAACCGGCAACUCCACCUAACACUACACCUGUCAAGAAUGGUUCUCCAGAGAUUAAACUGAAAAUCACUAAAACCUAUAUGAAUGGAAAGCCUCUAUUUGAAUCUUCAAUUUGUGGUGACAAUGGAAUUGAUGUGUCUCAGGCAGAGGAAAAUGAGCAAAAGCCAGCAAAUAAGGAAAGGAGAAAUAGAAAAAGAAGCAUCAAAUAUGAUUCCUUACUUGAACAGGGUUUUGUUGAAGCGGCAUUAGCAUCAAACACAUCUAGUUCCUCUGAUGAGAAGAUUCCUGCUAAAGAAGAUUCUUCUUUACUACUUGGAAAAGAUGACAAAACUCAUGUAUUGAAGUACAAUGUAGGAGACUUGGUAUGGUCCAAAGUAUCUGGCUAUCCCUGGUGGCCGUGCAUGAUUUCAACUGAUCCUCUUCUUUACAACUUCACAAAACUAAAUGGACAAAAGAAGAGCUUUCGCCAAUAUCAUGUUCAAUUCUUUGGAGAUGCCCCAGAACGAGCAUGGGUGUUUGAGAAGAGUCUUGUACCAUUCAAAGGAGAAGAGCAAUUUGAGCAAUUGUGCCAGGAAAGUGCAAAGCAUUCCCUUACCAAAGCAGAGAAGAUAAAGAUGUUAAAACCUGUUUCAGGAAAACUACGCCCCCAGUGGGAGAUGGGUCUUAAGCAAGCAAAAGAUGCAUUGUCCCUGACAGCGGAGGAACGAAAAGUCAAGUACACCUUCAUUUACGUUAGGGGAAGACCUCUUCUCAAUCCUCAAGUGGCCAAAGAAGCAGGUCUUGCUGUGAAGUCUCUGGAGGAAAUGGAUAAAAUUUACACAGAUGAAGACAUUUCUCAGACUUUGAAAUCAAAGAAAGAAUCUGAUAUUCCUACCAAGAGGAGGAGGAGAGCAAAACUGCUUGCAUUGAAUGAAUCAGACGAAGGCAUUGAACCAGUUAAGAAUAUCACCCCUGAAAAAGUCCUUGAAGGCAGAGAAGCCAAAAGGAGCACAGGGUCUCCUGUUGCUAGGAAAAAAGUUGUUGCGUACACCCCACGAAACAGAAAGGGAGAUGCAGUUUCUCAGUUCUUGGUUUUUUGUCAGAAGCACAGAGAUGAGGUGAUUGCUGAACAUCCAGAUGCCUCGAGUGACGAAAUUGAAGAGCUGCUGGAAUCACAGUGGAACAUGCUUAGUGAAAAACAGAAAGCACGCUAUAACACAAAAUUUGCCAUAGUGACCUCUCCUAAAUCUGAAGAAGACACUGGUUCGUCACAGAAGAAUAUGGGCGAGGCCAAGCGUAAAGUGUUUCAAGAAUCCCCUAAAAGGAGAUCAAGAUCCAGAAGUAACUUACAUGGAAAUAAAAGGAAACCAAUAAAGAGGACAAGGAAACCUAAAGAAGAUUUUGAACUUCAGGAACUUCCUAGGAAAAGGCUCAGGAUGGAUAAGAAGAAUUACCUAAAGAGGGAGACAAGCAAUGACAAAACAGCAAAAACAAACUCAGCUAAAGUCACAGAAACCUCUUCUUCACAAAAGAACCAGUCAGGUCUUUCAGAUGCAUGUAAACCCCUGAAGAAGCGAAACCGGGCUUCAGCAGCAGAGCCGUCAGAUCUUGCCUAUAGCAAAACUUCAUCUCCUUCAGCUUCCUUAACUGAGAACGAGAUUUCAGACAGUCAAGGAGACGAGAGGUCAGAGUCUCCUUAUGAAAGUGCAGAUGAAGGUCUUGCAGAAGCCUCUCUGUCAUACAAGAAGUCUGACCGUGGAGGAGCAACAAGGAAAGAAUACGUUUGUCAGCUCUGUGAAAAGCCUGGAGACUUGCUGCUCUGUGAAGGACGGUGUUUUGGUGCUUUUCAUGCAAGAUGCACCGGGUUCUCUGGAAAGGCCUCGGAACACUUUAUUUGCAGCGAAUGCUCUUCAGGCGUUCACACAUGUUUUGUGUGUAAAGAGAAAAAAUCAGUCGUGAAACGCUGUAUUGUAUCCCACUGCGGAAAAUUCUACCACGAAGCUUGCGUGAAAAAGUUUCGCCUCACGGUGUUUGAGAACAGGGGUUUCCGAUGCCCUCUCCACAGUUGUGCGAACUGUCACGUUGCUAACCCUUCAAAUCCCAAAGUAUCCAAAGGCAAAAUGGUGCGUUGCGUCCGCUGCCCUGUAGCUUACCAUGCUGGAGACGGUUGCGUUGCUGCAGGGUGCUCAGUGAUCACUUCCAGCAGCAUAGUUUGCACCAACCACUUCAUUGCCACUAAAGGGAAGAGUCAUCACGCGCAUGUCAAUGUAAGCUGGUGCUUUGUAUGCUCGAAAGGGGGAAGCCUUUUAUGUUGUGAAUCUUGCCCUGCAGCGUUUCACCCAGAUUGUUUAAACAUUGAAAUGCCGGAUGGAAGCUGGUACUGCAACGACUGCAAAGCAGGAAAGAAAAUCCAUUUUCAGGAUAUUAUUUGGGUCAAACUGGGAAACUACAGGUGGUGGCCUGCAGAAGUCUGCCAUCCCAAAAACGUCCCUCCAAAUAUCCAGAAAAUGAAACAUGAGAUUGGAGAGUUUCCUGUCUUUUUCUUUGGCUCGAAAGACUAUUACUGGACGCAUCAGGCUCGCGUGUUUCCCUAUAUGGAAGGAGACAGGGGAAGUCGGUACCAGGGAAUUAAAGGAAUUGGAAAAGUCUUCAAAAAUGCUUUGCAAGAAGCUGAAUCCCGCUUCCGAGAGAUAAAGUUCCAACGGGAAGCCAAAGAAACGCAGGAAAAUGAGCGCAAACCUCCCCCUUACAAACACAUCAAGGUAAAUAAGCCUUUUGGAAAAGUUCAGAUUUACACUGCUGACAUUUCUGAGAUUCCCAAAUGCAAUUGCAAACCCUCUGAUGAGAACCCCUGUGGUUUAGAUUCAGAGUGUCUAAAUCGGAUGCUAAUGUACGAAUGCCACCCACAAGUCUGUCCGGCCGGAGAGCGCUGCCAAAACCAGUGUUUCACCAAGCGCCAGUAUCCGGAAACGAAGAUCAUCAAGACUGAUGGCAAAGGAUGGGGCUUGGUUGCAAAGAGAGACAUUAAAAAGGGUGAGUUUGUGAAUGAGUACGUUGGUGAGUUAAUUGAUGAAGAGGAAUGCAUGGCAAGAAUCAAGUUUGCUCAGGAAAACGACAUCACCCACUUUUAUAUGCUUACUAUUGAUAAGGACCGCAUAAUUGACGCCGGACCCAAAGGAAAUUAUUCCCGGUUUAUGAACCACAGCUGCCAACCAAAUUGUGAGACUCUGAAAUGGACUGUACAUGGCGACACUCGUGUAGGACUGUUUGCUGUGUGUAGUAUCCCGGCAGGGACAGAAUUGACUUUUAAUUACAAUCUUGACUGUCUGGGCAAUGAAAAAACGGUGUGUAAAUGCGGUGCUCCAAACUGUAGUGGCUUUCUUGGAGACAGACCAAAGAAUUCGUCCUCUAAUGCUUCGGAGGAGAAAGGAAAGAAAACCAAAAGAAGAGCAAGGAGACGCAAAACAAAGAACGAAGCAAGGAAAAAAUCUGAGGAUUACUGCUUCCGUUGUGGUGAUGGAGGCCAGCUUGUAUUAUGCGACCGAAAAUCUUGUACCAAGGCUUAUCAUCUCUCGUGCCUUGAUUUGGUGAAACGCCCUUUUGGAAAAUGGGAGUGCCCUUGGCACCACUGUGAUGUAUGUGGCAAGCCUUCUGUCUCCUUCUGCCACUUCUGCCCAAACUCUUUUUGCAAGAACCACCAAGACGAGACAGUGCUUGAUUCUAACUUAACUGGACAGUUGUUCUGCUCGGACCACAUCGGGGAGAAUUUUGCUGAAAAGAAGGCGAAGAGACCCCCUAGAAAACUGGCCGCACUGAAGUGCAAACGAAGACAAAGAAACAAAUGGAAGAGGAAGGAAUGUAAAUAAUGACGAACUGCAGUUCCUGCUGCCAACGCUGUCUUGUAGAUAAGUUGUGAAUAGGGUCAGGGAAGGACACGUCUUUUACAUAUAUUCUGCAGGAAUUGGGUUUGGGGCAGAUCAUUUUUAAUCCACUGAGCCAACUGCAGCAGUGUGUUCUGUUGCUUCUGCACUGAUCAUGAACUGUGGCAUGCAAAGUUCAGCCACUUUCAGGACAAACCAGGUUUACUCUUCAGCAAUAAUGACAACACUUGAACUGUUAGGAGUGAAAAACCAAUUCAUUCCAGAAUUUCCUAGUUGAAGGUGUGUUAAUUUCCAACCAAUUAAGGCAUAUAUGCAUAGCUUUUUGAAAUAGUAGUCACCACCCAGCAAGUGUUUAAAUAGUGCUUAAGAAAGACAUGAUUAGCCUUUAAAGCAAAACGUUGUGCGUAGAGCUGCCUAUAUUACCUGCAUUAAGUGAGGCAUAUGGACGUCAUACAGUUAGAGGCACAGAGCUCAGUAUAACCAUAUGCAUUGAGCUCUGUUCAGAAGGAUGUCUGGUUUGCUUUGGAUUUUAUUUUUGUUUUAUUGUAAUAUUCUGCCAAGGAACAAGAACAUGAUGGAAACAGGCAGCAUACCACAACGAAAGCUUUGAAAGAAAGAACUGUCUCCUGUUGAGUUUCAAAGAAGGAAAAUGAUACCGUGACCUAAGUCCACAUUUAAAUUGAUAUUAAAAUCUAUGCCCAUUUUUUUUAGAUUGUAUUUGCAUAAUAAAAGCCUUUAAAAAACCAUA
This is a messenger RNA of Podarcis muralis (Common wall lizard), 5215 nucleotides long. RefSeq names its product nuclear receptor binding SET domain protein 2 (gene NSD2). The record is from RefSeq and is a predicted model, not a curated record. NCBI's taxonomy places the organism in Eukaryota, Metazoa, Chordata, Lepidosauria, Squamata, Lacertidae. Gene Ontology annotation, cellular component: nucleus. Gene Ontology annotation, molecular function: protein binding; histone methyltransferase activity.